Molecule: messenger RNA, 1154 nt
Organism: Phytomonas sp. Hart1
Lineage: Eukaryota; Euglenozoa; Kinetoplastea; Trypanosomatida; Trypanosomatidae
Source: the annotation of a GenBank genome assembly
UUAUGCAAGUUUCUUUUAACCAAAAUUAAAAAAAUGAAGGCUGCCUCUUCUUAUGAUCUCAUUACGAAACAACGACAUGGCGAUAUGAAAAGUCAAGCGGUUCCUUUUAGGCAUUUGAACAACUAUGUGAAAAAAGUCCUUAUUCAGGAAGCCCUUGAUCAGGUUAAAGGGCGUUAUCCUCAGCUAUCUGAUGCGGUGGUUUUGGACUUGGCAAGUGGACGUGGUGGUGAUAUUGGGAAGUGGUUAUAUAUGAAGAGCCCUGCUAUUAACGCUGCGGAGGUUUCGUCCGCUACGAAGGCUUUAACGACAACUUAUUACGAGUGCUACGAUAUCUCCGACGAGGCUGUUGCCGAGGCUCAACGACGAUGCAACAUACUUACAUCAAACUCUCCAAUCUCCACCUUUCACGCCUCUUUUUUUGUGGCGGACUGCUUUAGCGAGGAUUUUUUGAAAUGCACAUUGCGGGAGUCGUCGCAUUUCGGAAAAUUUCACAUCGUGAGCAUUCAAUUCGCCUUUCAUUACGCCUGCCGAUCGGAGGAAGCGAUGCAAACACUGUUGGAGAGUAUCUCGAGCGCCUUGGUGCCAGGCGGCGUUGUAAUUCUAACAACUGUCAAUCAGGACGAACUUUCGGGGAGGGUGGGGAGUAAUCGACUUGGUAAUUCAUUAUUUCAAAUUAAACUCGUGGCGGAUAUGGCCGAGUUGUCGGCAUCAUAUGAGAAGGAUAAAGAAUUCUUGUUACCACUAGGAACAAAAUAUCAUUUCAAUCUGGAUGGAUUUGUGGAUUGUGAGGAAUAUGUAGUGCCGUCGAAGAUUCUGGAGAACACCGCUAGUAAAGUUGGGUUGCAGAAGCUAAAAUCCCAUUCGCGACCGUUCCUCGAUUUUUUGAAUGAUUAUCGACAAAGCUGGAAAAAUAACAAAGGGAAUACUCUCUCCAAUGAUGAAGUAGAACUGGUAACUAUCUACUGCUCGUUUUUAUUUAUCAAGGAGUAAAUUUCUGUUAUCUGCGUUUACAAAUACACAUAAAUACGCGUGCAUAUUUGUAUGACGUACAAAUAAAAUGGAGAAUUAAUCCACUUAACUGUGAAGAUGUUCCUCCCUCAUUCCCCUCUCCUUACCCUUCCCCUUAAAGUAAUCAGUUUCUAUCUCAUUAUAAU